GGGCGAUGGGCGUUUUCCUCACCGGGGCUUCUCUCGCGGGGCUCUGCCUGGGCCAGGUCGUCCGCACGCAGGAGGGGGUCCUGCCCAAACCCUCCAUCAGGGCCGAGCCGGGCCCUGUGAUCCCGCGGGGACAGCCAGUGACCAUCGUGUGCUGGAGCCCAGCUGCGGCUGAUGGAUUCCGCCUGGAAAAGAAGAAUGGAAACUUUACUUACAAGGAUCAACUUGUUUCACAGGAGACACAGGCCAGAUUCCACAUCCCUGCAGUGAGUAAUCACACUGCCAGGUCUUAUUUCUGCCGCUAUCACAAAAACACCCGCUGGUCUAAGCGCAGUGAGCCCCUGGAGCUGCAGGUGACAGAUGAGGACGUCUCCACUCGGCCCUCAGGUCCUGGGCGUGGCCGGUCUGGUCCACCUGUCAGUGACCCCAGUCCUCUGCUUCCAGAGCCUGCCUCCGGAAACUACCUGGUAGGGAACUGUGUGCGCCUCGGCCUGGCUGGCACGGUCUUGCUGAUCCUGGUGGCCAUUCUGGCAGAAGCCUGGCACAGCCAGCUCAGGUCCUCACAGGGACCUCAGGGAUGGAGACAAGAGGACACUCAUCAGAGAGAUGAGACCCCAGGGCCCUAAGGAGGACCUUGUCCAAGUCGCAGGGGCUCUCGCUGGAGCCCCGG
Molecule: messenger RNA, 667 nt
Organism: Molossus molossus (Pallas's mastiff bat)
Lineage: Eukaryota; Metazoa; Chordata; Mammalia; Chiroptera; Molossidae
Product: leukocyte-associated immunoglobulin-like receptor 2
Exons: 3
Coding region: 6-623 (205 amino acids)
Source: RefSeq, a predicted model, not a curated record